AUGGCAGAAUUACCUGCAGCUAUCCCUAGAGGCUCCCUCGUCCUCAUAACAGGCCUUACAGGCUUUAUUGCGACACAUGUGGCACAGGAAUUUCUCCGCCAGGGAUAUAAAGUGCGCGGAACGGUUCGCGAUGUUUCUAAGGCAUCUUGGCUCACAGACGAUUUGUUCUCGGCUGCGUAUGCGGCUGGCAACGUAGAGCUUAUCCAGGUGCCAGACCUUGGAGUUCCUCAUGCUUUUGAUGAUGCCAUUAAAGGGGUUGCAGCUAUCGCUCACGUUGCCACUGUCUCGAACCUUGAUCCGGACCCGAACCAGGUUAUCCCACAGACUGUGUCUGGAAUUGUUUCGCUUUUAAAAGCCGCCGCUGCAGAACCCUCCGUUAAACGCGUAGUUUUCACGUCCUCAGCUGGCUCAGCCAUGAUGCCCCUUCCCGGCGCGUCGGGACAUGUCGGCCGCGAUACCUGGAAUGACACGGCUGUGCAGGCAGCGUGGGCACCACCACCGUACGACGCCUCCCGCGGCAUGAUCACCUACAUGGCGAGUAAGGUGGAGGCUGAGAAGGCUGUUUGGAAGUUCCUUCAAGAUGAGAAGCCCAACUUCGUACUUAAUGUUGUGAGCCCCUUCACCACAUUUGGCGCUAUGCUUCACCCCAGCCAUGCAAGAGGUACAGCUGGUUGGGUUAGCGGGUUGUGGAAGGGCGACACAACCUUUGCUGGGUUGAUGCCUUCUUCCAUCUACGUUAAUGUCAAAGAUGUUGCAGUCCUCCAUGUCGCUGCAGUCCUUGAUAAGGACACUAAAGAGGAACGGAUCCAAGCCUGGGCGACUCCUUUCAACUGGAAUAAUGUCUUGGCUAUCAUGCGCCGUAUUGAUCCAACCCAUCAAGUUGUUGAUGAUUUUCCGGUGCCACCAGCAAUUUCUACAACAGCCGAUGACACUGUUCCACUAAAGCUGUUGAAAAAAUGGGCUAAGCAAGAUGGUUGGAAGAGUUUGGAAGACUCCGUUCGGGAGGCUUUGAGCAGUUCUUCAUAG
Messenger RNA from Trichoderma aggressivum f. europaeum, 1026 nucleotides. RefSeq lists its product as uncharacterized. Gene Ontology annotation, molecular function: oxidoreductase activity, acting on the CH-OH group of donors, NAD or NADP as acceptor. NCBI's taxonomy places the organism in Eukaryota, Fungi, Ascomycota, Sordariomycetes, Hypocreales, Hypocreaceae. The record is from RefSeq and is a predicted model, not a curated record. The transcript has 2 exons. Bases 1 to 1026 code for a protein of 341 amino acids.